Schistocerca cancellata (South American locust) is the source of this 699-nucleotide messenger RNA. RefSeq lists its product as uncharacterized. NCBI's taxonomy places the organism in Eukaryota, Metazoa, Arthropoda, Insecta, Orthoptera, Acrididae. The record is from RefSeq and is a predicted model, not a curated record. Bases 51 to 392 code for a protein of 113 amino acids. The transcript has 4 exons.
CGAACACGCGCCACAGUGUCGUCCGGCUCUGCUGCGUUACCCCUACCACAAUGGCGGCGUGCUUCACACAGCGGGUGGUACUCCUGGCGGCUGUCUGUGCCCUUCUCGUCAGUCUCUCAGCUGCCAUAGACUACCAUGGACCCUUACUCUCGAAAUUAGCUGCUGCCGAGCAACUGGGUGAAGGGGCGCCCCGAGCUCCUCGGGCGGCGUUUGGCCCACCGUACGGAGGUGGCUUCGGGGGCGGUCGCCACCACCCGGGUUUCGGCGGCGGCUUCCACCAACCCGGCUGCGUUCUCUGCGGCGGCGGACGACCCGGCGGCAUCUCCGGCUCCUUCAGCAAGUCCAGCAGCAGCUCCUCCAGUGGAUCUAUCAACUUUGGUCGAAAGAAGUAAAGCAGCAGUCGCGACUUCGAGAAACGCAACGCCCGUCUCUUAACAGCUCAUUUCAUUUCAUUGAAACCCACUCUCUAAAUAAAGACAAUUCACACUGUGAAAAAUAUUUAUAUUACAUACAGAAAAAAAAUUAUUCAUUGUGCACUUUGUAGCUGGAGACUGGAGGCAUAAAGGACAUGUAGCUGGGUCUAUCAUCAGUGAGCUGUUUGUUUACAGGCUUUACAAUGGCGUGAGCUUCACUGUAUCGACUGUUUUAAUUCGUUGAUUAAAACGAGAUUGGUAAUACAUAAUAAAUCAAAACACCUUA